Molecule: messenger RNA, 3806 nt
Organism: Syngnathus acus (greater pipefish)
Lineage: Eukaryota; Metazoa; Chordata; Actinopteri; Syngnathiformes; Syngnathidae
Gene: usp33
Product: ubiquitin specific peptidase 33
Exons: 23
Coding region: 200-3043 (947 amino acids)
Biological process (GO): protein deubiquitination
Molecular function (GO): cysteine-type deubiquitinase activity; zinc ion binding
Source: RefSeq, a predicted model, not a curated record
UUUCUCUCUUGUACCCACUCCGUGUUCUUUGAUGGUCAAGACUGCCUGUAACGUUAGCAACCACCCAGAACGGGGCGUUUAAAUGUUCAAAACGAACGAAAACGGUAACAGCACAUCCAACGCGAACAUUUAGACUUAGGUGGACUAUAACGACGUGGGUAGCACCGCUGACGUUGAUCGUAAAGCUGUCGGGUGAGCAAUGUCACCGGCCCCCAGCUGCGACUGCCCCCACCUGGAUUGUGUGGGGGAGAUCACCAAGGAGGAGCUCAUCCACAAAUCUCAUGGCCAAUGUCAAGACUGUAAAGUUGGAGGACCAAAUUUGUGGGCUUGUUUGGAGAAUGGCUGUGCGUACGUUGGCUGCGGAGAGUCCCAUGUGGAUCACAGCACAGGACACUCGCAGGAGAGCGGCCACAACCUGACGGUGAACCUGACCACCCUGCGAGUGUGGUGUUAUGCCUGUGGCAAGGAGGUCUUCUUGGACCGUAAACUAGUCCCUCAGCCCCCGCAGUCUAACAGCAAGCCUCUCGCCUCCUCCCAGCAGGGUAACAAUAAAGCCUCUCCUGCGAGCCCCGCCUCUCUCCGCGUGACGCCCAACAGUGUUUGCGAAGAUCUGGACAUGGAGACGGAGGAAGAGGAUGACAUGCGUGCUCGUGGCUUGACUGGACUGAAGAACAUCGGCAACUCGUGCUACAUGAAUGCCGCUCUUCAAGCCCUGUCCAACUGCCCGCCGUUGACACAGUUCUUCUUGGAGUGUGGCGGUUUGGUGAGAACGGACAAGAAGCCGGCGCUCUGCAAGAGCUACCAGAAACUUGUGUCUGACCUGUGGCAUAAGAAUAGACCAUCCUACGUGGUGCCGACUAAUCUGUUCCAGGGAAUCAAAGCCAUCAACCCAAUGUUCCGAGGAUACUCUCAACAGGACUCACAGGAGUUUCUGCGCUGCCUGAUGGACCAGCUGCACGAAGAGCUGAAGGAGAUGCUGCCCGAGCCGUACGAGCCGUCUGGCGUCCCGGUGGAAGGCGGCCCGUCCAGGGAAGAUAACCACAACCAGUCAGACAGCGACUUUCAGUCCUGCGAGUCGUGCGGGUGCAGCGAUCGGGCCGACGGCGAAGCACCGCACGCGGGCGCGCCCACUGUCGUCGUCGACAACGAGGCGGAGAUGCUGAUUCCCGAGCAAGAUGACCUUCAGGCCAACAGGGAGUGGCAGAAGGAGAAGAACAUGAUCAACGACAUCUACCGCACCGGGGAGAACGCAGUGGCGGACAUGGACAAAGAGGUGGACACCACCACUGAGACCACGCCCAUUAUCAGCAGUCAGGGACACAUUAAGACGCAAAGCAGGACAUCGGAGUCUUUUCCAGACAUCCAAAUGUCCAACCUCACAAGACCACAAAGUCCAGUCCCUAUGGAGGGCCACAAAAUGUCCAGCAGCCCACCCAAAACUUCCUCUGUGUGGCCCAGUCUCAACAAUGCACAUAAGAAAGCUCACUCAGUCUUAUGGCGUAUGUCCUCUUGCCGCCUGUCCGCAGCGGUGAGCACGUUCUCCCCGGCCAAGACCAAGUGUCAAAGGAGGUACCGCAGCGUCAUCUCGGACGUGUUUGAUGGGACGAUUGUGAGCUCAGUGCAGUGCCUCACCUGCGAUCGGGUGUCGGUCACGCUGGAGAACUUCCAGGACAUCUCCUUACCCAUCCCGGGGAAAGAAGACCUGGCCAAACUGCACUCUGCUACCCACCAGACAUCCUUGGUGAAAGCCGCCGGCUCUUGCGGGGAAGCGUACGCGCCGCAGGGCUGGAUUGCAUUUGUCAUGGAAUACAUCAAGAGGUGCGUACUGAUUUGCUAUUUUACACUGGAGCAGGUGUCAUCCAUCUUGUCGGCUCCUAUUUUCAGCUGGUUCUGGGGUCCGGUGGUCACGCUACAAGAUUGCCUCGCGGCCUUCUUUGCCAGGGAUGAGCUGAAAGGCGACAACAUGUACAGCUGUGAAAAAUGCAAAAAGUUACGAAAUGGAGUCAAGUUUUGCAAAAUGCAAAGUUUGCCAGAGAUUCUGUGUAUCCACCUGAAACGCUUCAGGCAUGAGCUGAUGUUCUCCACCAAAAUUGGAACCCACGUCUCCUUUCCUUUGGAGGGUCUCGACUUGCAGCCCUUCUUAGCCAAGGACAGCUCGACGCAGACCGCCAACUACGACCUGCUGUCAGUCAUCUGCCACCACGGCACCGCCAGCAGUGGCCACUACAUUGCAUACUGUAGGAACGACAUAAACAAUCUCUGGUAUGAGUUUGAUGACCAAAGCGUGACUGAGGUGUCAGAGUCUUGCGUUCAGAACGCUGAGGCUUAUGUGCUCUUCUACAAGAAGAGCAACGAGGACGCCGUGAAGGAGCGAAAUAGGGUGUCGGGCUUGCUCAACAUGAUGGAGCCCAGCCUACUGCAGUUCUACAUUUCCCGCCAAUGGCUCAACAAGUUCAAGACCUUCGCUGAGCCGGGGCCCAUUUCCAAUGACGAUUUCCUGUGCUCGCACGGGGGUGUUCCACCCGACAAAGCGGCCUACAUUGAAGAGCUGGCUGUAAUGGUCCCACAGAACGUGUGGGACCACCUGUACGGCAGGUACGGGGGAGGACCCGCCGUCAAUCACCUGUACGUCUGCAACACGUGUCAGAUUGAGGUGGAGAAGCUGGAGAAGCGGCGCAAGUCAGAGCUGGACAUGUUUGUCCGGCUGAACAAGGCCUUCCAGGAUGAGGAGUCUCCGGUGGUCAUAUACUGCAUCAGCAUGCAGUGGUUCCGCGAGUGGGAGGGUUUUGUCAAAGGGAAAGACAACAAUCCACCAGGAGCCAUUGAGAAUUCCAAGAUAGCAGUGAACAAGAGUGGCCAUUUAACUCUCAAACCAGGCGCCGACUCGGGCCAGAUCUCCGAGGAGACGUGGAACUUCCUGCACGGCAUCUACGGCGGCGGACCGCUGGUGACUGUGCGGCCCAGUGUGGUUGCCGGCCACCAGGAAGCAGACGCCUCCCACCAGUCAGAGGAAAAGAUCGAGGUGGAGACGCGCUCGCUUUAAAAAAAAAAAAAACGAAACAAAAAGCAGACGGAGAAUGAGCGAACAAGAUAAAAUCAACAAGGCCUUUUUCAUUUUGUUUUGCACUUGGAUUGGAAACGCAUUCAGGCAAAAAAAAACAAAGACGCCAACAUUAUCUGCUUAUGCGACAGUCUGCUCCGAAAAGGGAAUCAAAACUUUGUCGUAUUGUACAAAUGUGUAUAUGUUUCUAUUAGCACUGCAGUUGUCUCGUGUCACUAUUUUAAAUGUGUGAAGCUAGAUAACAACCACAAAAAAAAAAAAAAAAAUUACACGGAAUGCCAUUUUAUUUUGACCAAAUGAGCACAUGUAGCAAGUGUUCAUGACACUUGUACUAUAGCACUUCCACCGACGGACAUCUUAAGGUUAUGAAGGGACAGACGAGUCUCAGGAAUUCAUUGUUGAGUGUUUUGUGGGACAGAGCAGCGCUUCUCAACUGGCCUGGUAGCUUGUUUUCUCUUGAAAUUGUCAUCAUUUGAUAGCAUUCCAUGCCUCACUUUGCCCCACUCUCAUGAGGUAGACAGAAGAGCUGCGCCCAUCUGUUUUGGAUACCUGCUUCUGAUUUGAGUGAAUUCACAAGUGAGGUUUUGGCAAGUACUUGCCCUGGUAAUAAGCCCAAUUGGCAGAGUCCCUGUCCGAUUCCGGGAAUGUGUCCUUGCGAAUGUUGCUUGUGGAAAAACUGGCUUGGGCAGGCUGAAUUUAAAAAAAAAAAAGAAAACUACCCCUUUUCAUGGGGAUCAAAAUAGUC